AUGAGAGGACUUUGUUUAGAAGAAAACUGGAGUUUUAACAUGGAGCGGGAUCCUAUAUUCACUUUGAUCUGCUUAUUAAUAGUAGUUUUUUCACACUUGGAAUUGUCAGAGGAAGUUGAUGUUUUAGGUGUAGAAGGAUCAAUCAGUGAUGGUGAGACACUGGUUUCAUCAUUAGAAACCUUUCAGCUAGGCUUCUUCUCACCUGGAAAAUCAAGAAACACGUACUUGGGAAUAUGGUUCAAGACCUGCCCCGAAACGGUUGUUUGGGUUGCAAACAGAAACAAUCCCAUUGCUGAUGGGAAAGGGGUUUUAACGGUAAGUGACAGUGGAAAUCUUGUCCUUUUGAACCAGACAAAGAGUGUCGUCUGGUCAUCCAAUAUGUCUGUGACAGCACAAAAUCCUGUGGCACAGCUUUUAGAUACUGGAAACCUUGUUCUCAAGGACAACAAAAGCACGGCUGGAAGCUAUUUGUGGCAAAGCUUUGAUUAUCCAUCAGACACACUCUUGCCAGGCAUGAAAGUAGGAUGGAACUUAAAGACUGGUGAGGAAAGAUAUUUAACAUCAUGGAAAAGUACUGAUGAUCCAUCCCCUGGAAACUUCACUUUCAGACUUGACAAAAAUGGAUUACCUCAGUUAGUCAUUGAUACAGAAUCAAUGAAAACGUACCGUACAGGACCAUGGAAUGGAUUUGGGUUUGAAGCUAUUCCAGCAUAUCUCAACUUCCUCUUCAAACAUAAUGUCGUGUCUAAUGAGAAUGAGAUAUUUUUUAGUUAUGAAGUUGCCAACAAGGAGAUUACCACGCGAUUAUGGUUGAAUCAUACUGGUUAUUUACAGCGUCUUAUAUUUACCCAUGAUAGUAAAAAUUGGGAAUUUUUGUACUCAGCUCCAUUUGAUAAAUGUGGGAUCUAUGGAUUCUGUGGUGCUAACAGUAUAUGCAGCAGCCGGAGAGCUGAUGCCUGUAAGUGUCUAAAAGGGUUCAUUUCAAAAUCACAAGAGUCUAAGAACUGUGUAAGAGAAUCAUCACUAGACUGUCAAAAGGGAGAUGGCUUUACCAGGCUUGUUGGGGUUAAAGUGCCGGAUUUGUUAAAUUUUCAGUUGAAUGAGAGCUUGAAUCUUAAGCAAUGUGAGGCUGAAUGCUUGAAGAACUGUUCUUGUACAGCUUAUGUUAAUAUGAAUGUAAAUGAAGGCCGCACCAGUUGUGUGAUGUGGUUUGGUGACCUCUUUGAUAUUUCAGAAGUUUCAGACAUGUACCGAAAUGAAGUUGUCUUUGUAAGACUUUCAGCUUCAGGUCUAGGAUUAACCCAUGAUUCGAGGAAAAAGAAUAGACUAAUGGCUAUCCUAGUUGUGUCAAUCAUUUCAAGUGCAACUAUUUUGGGCCUAAUAUCCUUCAUAAUGUGGAAGAAAUGGAAGAAGCGAGAUGAUUUGCUUCAUUUAACAAGAUUGGAAAGUGGGGAAGAUGAAAGAGAAGUGCCCUUGUUCCACUUCUCUACCAUAGAAAUUGCCACCAACUAUUUCUCUUUUGGCAAUGUAAUUGGAGAGGGUGGCUUUGGUCCUGUUUACAAGGGAAAUCUCCCAACAGGACAAGAAAUAGCAGUAAAGAGGCUGUCAAAAGACUCAGGUCAAGGUGUUGAGCAAUUCAGGAAUGAAGUAGUUUUGAUAGCCAAACUUCAGCAUAAGAAUCUUGUUGGACUGCUUGGUUGCUGCAUUCAAGGAAAUGAAAGGAUGUUAAUCUAUGAGUUUAUGCCUAACAAAAGCUUAGAUUACUUCAUCUUUGAUCAUAAAAAAAGAGCACAACUAUCAUGGCGAAACAGGUUUGAUAUUGUUCUAGGCAUCACAAGGGGACUACUCUAUCUCCACCAAGAUUCUAAACUCCCAAUUAUUCAUAGAGAUCUCAAAGCAAGUAAUAUUUUACUAGAUAGCAACUUGAUCCCUAAAAUUUCGGAUUUUGGGUUGGCAAGAAUCUUUUGUGGCAAUGAUGUGGAAACAAAAACAAGUCGAGUGGUCGGAACAUUUGGUUAUAUGGCUCCUGAGUAUGCAAUUGAUGGAACAUUUUCAGCCAAAUCCGAUGUUUUCAGCUUCGGUGUGCUUCUGCUAGAAAUAGUAAGUGGUAAAAAGAAUAGAGGGUACAGUCAUCCCGAUCAUCUCCACAAUCUUCUAGGCCACGCGUGGUUGCUUUGGAAUGAAGAUCGAGGUUUGGAAGUGAUGGACACAAUCCUAGAAGAAACAUGUGUUAGGUCCGAAGUUCUUAGAUUUAUCCAUGUUGGGUUAUUGUGUGUUCAAGAAUGCCCUGAAGACAGACCAACAAUGUCAUCUGUUCUUCUCAAACUCACAAAUGAAGAAGCAACUUUGCCUCGACCAAAAGCACCUGGUUUCUUCGUACAAAGGAAUCCCUAUGACAAUUUUAGUUCUACAACAGUGACAACUGAUGUCACCAUAUCUAUUCUUGAAGCUAGAUAG
Messenger RNA from Gossypium arboreum, 2457 nucleotides. RefSeq names its product G-type lectin S-receptor-like serine/threonine-protein kinase At4g27290. NCBI's taxonomy places the organism in Eukaryota, Viridiplantae, Streptophyta, Magnoliopsida, Malvales, Malvaceae. The transcript has 7 exons. Bases 1 to 2457 code for a protein of 818 amino acids. The record is from RefSeq and is a predicted model, not a curated record. Gene Ontology annotation, molecular function: protein serine/threonine kinase activity; ATP binding. Gene Ontology annotation, biological process: recognition of pollen; protein phosphorylation.